Mycosarcoma maydis (corn smut) is the source of this 951-nucleotide messenger RNA. RefSeq lists its product as uncharacterized. The transcript has a single exon. The record is from RefSeq and is a predicted model, not a curated record. The coding region runs from base 1 to 951 and encodes 316 amino acids. Lineage: Eukaryota; Fungi; Basidiomycota; Ustilaginomycetes; Ustilaginales. Gene Ontology annotation, biological process: DNA repair.
AUGGUCAAAUCAACAGCUCCCUUCGCACCAACUCCGCCACCCUCAAGGCCAUCCGAACAAGCCUCGAGUAGCUCAAGCUCUCCGACCAAACGCACAUUCCAAAGCACGCUGUUCAAUGUAAAGUUUGGAGCGCAGCGCACGAAGCUCCCUCUGAUCAAAACAGACGAAAUCAUCGCCAAACGAAAACAAUCGCAAGUUGCAAUUCAAACAGAUGAUCAGCCAAACUCCAAGCGACUCCGCACAGCGUUUGACCCUUCUGUCGCCAUCGCCGCGCCAAAGUUCCAUCAUCGCGGACCAUUCCACCAAGUGACUCGACCCGAGUUCUGCUCUGCCUUCAGAUUAGACGAACUUCCAGAUGCCGAAGUCUACUACCAACCCGACUUCAUUGAUCGCUCUCUUGCCGAAGAAUGGCGUUCGCAACUCGAUCGUUUGCCCGAAUGGUAUCGUCCCAAACUAAAAGUCUACGGACGAGAGAUUACACAGAGCCGCGAAAUUGCUGCGUAUGCUACAGCUCCAGGCUUGCAUCUCAAGUAUAGCGGACACCCCGUCGAGUUGCAUUCACCUUUCCCCCCGUUGCUUGAUCAUAUCGCCUCGCUCAUCUCAUCAGACGAGUGUCUGGGCAAAGAAGUACGCUUCAAUCACUGCAUGCUCAAUCGAUACGAUGACGGCAGUGUCUACAUUGGAAGACAUUCGGACAACAUCGAGAACAAGGUGAUUGUCACUGUAUCUCUAGGUGCAGAUCGAAGCUGGAUAAUGCAGCGCAAGGCAACCAAGAGGGCAGAAGCGCAUGGAAAGGAGCAGACCAGGAAGCGCUGGACUCUUGCGGGAGGCAGUUUGCUUGUCAUGCAAGGUCAGACGCAAAAGUUCUAUACCCACGAAAUUCCCAAGGAGCUCAAAGUCAAAGGUCCUAGGAUCAGCAUCACUUUUCGUCAACUCGUGUACGACGAGUGA